Nymphalis io (European peacock) is the source of this 1230-nucleotide messenger RNA. RefSeq lists its product as uncharacterized. Lineage: Eukaryota; Metazoa; Arthropoda; Insecta; Lepidoptera; Nymphalidae. Bases 1 to 1230 code for a protein of 409 amino acids. The transcript has 6 exons. The record is from RefSeq and is a predicted model, not a curated record.
AUGUACAUGUUUCAGGGCAGCAUGGGCGGCAUCGGGGUGGGCGCGCUGGGCGGCGCGGGUGGCGUGCUCGCGGCGGAGGUGUGCGCACCGCUGCUGCUGCUGUGCUGGUUAUGUUGCUGGCCCGACGACGACCGUUCUGAUUCUAGCUCUGAAAAGUAUCCUCAAAAGCCUGUUAUAUCUAACGAGUCAAAUUCACGACAACGCUCGAACGAAUUGUUCGCGAGACGCUUUGGAAGUAGCGCGGUGUCCUUACACACGCCCAGCACCUCUGGUCACACGAAACAGCCACUGUCUUCUCACAGGAGUCACGAGGAGAUUCGGUGCAGACGAAAAUCGCAUUUGGAGCCAGCUGAUCCAGACGCCCGCUACCAUUCCGCGCCCAGCGUCAUUGACGAAGUCAUACACAGAAGAGACUGGGAACGAUCUACCAAAGAUCUCUACAUACCCCUAAAGUCGGACAAUGAAUUCUCCAACGCGAGCGACGUCUCCGAUAUAUCAGAUAAAGAGGAAUCCCUGGAAGAGACCACGGAUAAAGUAGUCGUUAGAACCUGCAAGAAACAUUACAAGAACAUUAAAUCUUCCCGUAAAAAAGAUCUCAACAAAGAAUCACUGAACGAUGACAUCAAAGACCAGGACGCCACUGAGAGUGUGACUAACUUUUAUAUCGGUGAUGCGACGGACACCACGAGCCCAAACGAGAACACUAACGAAAUAAAAGCGGACGAUAAAGUUAAGAAACCGUAUAAAGCAAAGGAAGCUAAACAAUGUCUGAACGAAUCUAUUAGGAGCAAAGAUAUAGGCCGGAACAGACAGCCACUGGUGCCUUUGACGGAGUUCCAAGUGGCUGGCUUUGAACUACAUGACAUCGAUGAUGUGGAGCUGGACCGAUCUGGCGCAAUGCAUCACACUGUUGAAUCUCGUUCCAGUUCAUACAACACUCAUACCAUACCGGCGCCACCGCCUUCCGUAGAGGCGGUGGGGUACGAGUGGGAGGCGUCGUACAUGGAGGAGAGCGGCGCGGCGGGCGUGUGGCGCGCGCCGGGCGCGGGCUGGGCGCGCGCGCGGCACGCCAGCGCCGGCGACGUGCUCGCGCCCGCGCGCCGCCCGCAGUCCGGCGCGCUCUCCGAGAGUGAUCUAGACUUCGAGCUGGAAGGCUGUGACGAUCCCCCACCCGCCUACGACGAGGUCGAACUGUUGGCUUCCUUGGAUAGGAAGGAGACGGCUAUAUAG